GUUGUUGAACACGACGUGCAAUUCACGGCUCACACCUGCGAGAGCGACUGCGCAUUCGCCGUCAACACAGCGCCAGGGAUAGACGAGCAGCACGAGGCAGGAUUGCCACACAAUCGCUGAAUACCACUCCGUACAGACCACGAUUGGCACCACGCUCGCUCCUCCACCGACCGGCCGACCCUGAAAGCAUCCUCACACCCUAGCCCUCAGGCCACCACUGCGCUCAGCUCGAGCGCAUACCGCACCACUCCUCGUCCUUCUGCCUGCCGGUCUCUGCUCCAAGGAUAAGUGCGCGCCAGGCACGCGGUCGCUGAUGGUCGAUCAAUAACAGGCACACCUUCCUGGCCGGCCAGUAGAGCCUGCGCCCGACAAUGGCUGGCAGGCCCGCCCACCAUGGCAACCGGGGCCAAAGCCAGGACGACGACGACCUGCUGGGCCUGGGCGACCCCAAUGAUGGGCCAUACUAUAGCAGCGGACAGCGCCCUCCCGUGACCGACGAGCGCAUCCUCCACGACUACGACACUCACGGCCGCAUCAGCACGUCGCACGAUGACUUCGUGGGCACUCGAGGGAUGCAAUCUGCCUCCACGCUGCCUGGUGGACCAGGGUACAACCCCUCAGGCCUGGGCUCGCCGCCCACGUUAGGCCACCAGGGACGCAACCUAUCGCAGACCUCAGGACUGAACAACUAUCAGAGAUAUUCUGAUGCAGACGACCGCUUCUCCGACACAGCUUCGGUCCCAGGAGGAUACUAUGCAGCCGGAGGUGGUAUAGACGAAGAUGCGAUCCCCAUACAACAUGGACAGGGGAAACAUCGAAAUCGCAACAGCAUCAUGAGCUUGGGGGGAGGCAUAAUGGGUAGGGUUAAGAACACUUUGGGAAUGGGGCCCGACUACAGUGAGAUGGACCUGCCAUUGACAGAACAAAGAGCGCGAGGAGAUACCACGAGUACUGCUGGGCCACCUGGAGAGCGGACGACACCAGGAUCCAAGUUCAAAUUUGGCUUGCCUGGAUUCACGAAGAAGGUCGAUCCCUCGACUCUUGGACCGCGAAUCAUACAUCUCAACAAUCCGCCUGCAAAUGCGGCAAACAAAUGGGCUGACAAUCACGUUUCGACGACGAAAUACAACGCCGUGACCUUCCUUCCCAAGUUCUUGUUUGAGCAAUUCAGCAAGUAUGCGAACUUGUUCUUCUUGUUCACAGCCAUUUUACAGCAGAUCCCCAACAUCAGUCCUACGAAUCGCUACACCACAAUCGUUCCCCUCGGCAUAGUCUUAUUAGUCUCCGCUAUUAAAGAAGCGGUCGAAGACAACAGACGACGAUCACAGGAUAGAGAAUUGAACAAAAGCCCCGCACGUGUAUUGCGGGGCACGAGUUUCCAAGACGUUCGAUGGAUAGACGUCAAAGUUGGCGACAUCAUUCGAGUGGAGUCGGAAGAACCAUUUCCUGCAGACAUCGUACUCCUUGCGUCCUCGGAGCCCGAGGCUCUUUGCUACAUUGAAACUGCAAACUUGGAUGGCGAAACCAAUCUCAAGAUCAAACAAGGAAUCCCGGAGACUGCUGGUCUGGUCUCCGCCUCAGAGCUUGCCAGGUUGGGCGGCCGUGUGCGCAGUGAGCAGCCGAACAGCAGUCUAUACACAUAUGAAGCAACUUUGACGGUACAAUCUGGAGGAGGCGAGAAAGAGUUGCCCCUUCAGCCUGAUCAGCUGUUGCUUCGCGGCGCCACUCUCAGGAACACCCCAUGGAUCCAAGGUGUCGUCGUCUUCACUGGGCACGAAACGAAGUUGAUGCGAAACGCAACAGCAACACCCAUUAAGCGAACGAAUGUCGAGCAUCGCGUCAAUUCGCAGAUUCUCAUGCUUGGCGGCGUGCUGAUCAUACUGUCCGUCAUCUCCUCGGUCGGUGACAUCGUGAUCCGACAAACGAUUGGCAAGAACCUGUGGUUCCUGUCAUAUGGCGACACCAACCCUGCGCAACAAUUUUUCAGCGACAUCUUCACAUACUGGAUUUUAUACUCCAACUUGGUGCCUAUCUCGCUUUUUGUGACUGUCGAAAUCAUCAAAUACUACCAGGCUUUCUUGAUCAGCAGUGAUCUUGACAUCUAUUACCCCGUGAAUGACACACCAGCAAACUGCAGGACGAGUUCUUUGGUAGAAGAGCUUGGGCAGGUUGAGUAUAUCUUCUCGGACAAGACUGGCACUUUGACUUGCAAUAUGAUGGAAUUCCGACAGGCCAGUAUUGGAGGCUUUCAAUACGCUGGAGACGUUCCUGAAGACCGAAGAGUCGUCGAAGGCGAAGAGGGCGGCAAUGGGAUUUAUGACUUCAAGGCCCUGGAGCAGCACCGAAGAGGCGGUGAGCUGACCGAGAACAUUCACCAAUUUCUCAGCUUACUUGCUACCUGCCAUACUGUGAUUCCAGAAGUGAAGGGAGACAAGCCUGGCCAGAUCAAGUACCAGGCCGCUUCACCCGACGAGGGCGCUCUGGUCGAGGGCGCGGUUGAGCUUGGCUACAAAUUUGUAGCUCGAAAACCGAAAGUCGUGACGAUCGAAGUUGGUGGCGAGCAAUACGACUACGAACUACUCGCUGUCUGUGAGUUCAACUCGACGAGGAAACGAAUGAGCUGUAUCUAUCGAUGUCCAGAUGGCAAGAUUCGAUGUUACACCAAAGGAGCCGAUACCGUAAUUCUUGAGCGCCUUGGCCAGCGGGAUGAAAUGGUCGAGCGAACCCUCCUCCACCUGGAAGAGUAUGCCGCCGAGGGCCUGCGAACGCUGUGUCUGGCAAUGCGUGAGAUCCCAGAAUCGGAGUUUCGCGAGUGGUGGGAUGUGUUCAACACCGCUCAGACUACCGUCAGCGGCAAUCGAGCCGAGGAGCUUGACAAGGCUGCAGAGAUCAUUGAGCACGAUUUUACCUUACUUGGCGCGACCGCCAUCGAGGACAAGCUGCAGGAUGGCGUUCCAGACACCAUCCACACGCUGCAAACUGCCGGCAUCAAGGUGUGGGUUCUGACUGGCGACAGACAAGAGACGGCCAUCAAUAUCGGCAUGUCUUGCAAGCUCAUCAGUGAAGAUAUGACCCUACUGAUCAUCAACGAGGAGAACGCGGCUGAUACCAGAAAUAACAUACAGAAGAAGCUGGACGCCAUCAAUUCGCAACGUGCUGGAGGCGUUGAGCUGGAAACGCUUGCCUUGGUCAUCGAUGGCAAGUCGUUGACGUACGCGCUUGAGAAAGAUCUCGAGAAGAUGUUCCUCGAUCUUGCCGUCAUGUGCAAAGCCGUGAUCUGCUGCCGUGUGUCACCACUGCAAAAAGCACUGGUUGUGAAGCUCGUCAAGCGUCACCUCAAGGCAAUCCUUCUCGCCAUUGGAGAUGGUGCGAACGAUGUCUCCAUGAUUCAAGCCGCGCACAUCGGUAUCGGUAUCUCCGGCAUGGAAGGUUUGCAGGCUGCGCGAUCAGCAGACGUCUCGAUCGCCCAGUUCCGUUUCCUUCGAAAGCUGCUUCUCGUACAUGGCGCAUGGUCGUAUCAACGCAUCAGCAAAGUCAUCUUGUACUUCUACUACAAGAACACAGCACUGUUCAUCACGCAAUUCUGGUACUCGUUCCAGAACGCCUUCUCAGGUCAAGUCAUCUACGAGUCCUGGACGCUGUCCUUCUUCAACGUCAUCUUCACUGCUUUACCUCCCUUCGUUCUCGGCAUUUUCGAUCAGUUCGUCAAUGCUCGACUGCUUGAUCGGUAUCCUCAGCUUUACCAGCUCACGCAGAAGGGAGUCUUCUUCCGAACACACAACUUCUGGUCUUGGGUCGGGAAUGGGUUUUACCACUCGCUGAUUCUCUACUUCGUCAGUCAAGCAAUCUACUGGCGCGACGGAGUGCUCUCGGACGGCAAGAUCGCAGGUCAUUGGGUAUGGGGAACUUCACUUUACACGGCUGGCUUGGUCACAGUCCUCGGCAAAGCCGCACUGAUCACGAACAUCUGGACCAAGUAUACCGUCAUCGCGAUUCCCGGGUCCCUGGCCAUUUGGUUCAUCUUCCUCCCAGUCUACGCCACCGUCGCUCCAAUGCUUGGCUUCUCGACAGAGUACAAGAACGUGUUGCCCGUCCUCUUGACAGAUCCUGACUUCUGGUUAAUGUCAUUGGUCAUCCUUCCAGCCCUCUGCUUGCUUCGAGACUUUGCUUGGAAGUAUGCUAAGAGGAUGUACUAUCCCCAGGCAUAUCAUCAUGUGCAAGAAAUUCAGAAAUACAAUAUACAAGAUUACCGGCCCAGGAUGGAACAAUUCCAGAAAGCUAUUCGAAAAGUUCGCCAGGUUCAACGCAUGCGCAAACAACGUGGGUAUGCCUUCUCGCAAACCGACGAGUCGCAAGCGAGAGUACUGCAAGCGUAUGAUACCACGAGAGAACGUGGAAGAUAUGGUGAGAUGACCAGCGGGAGAAAGUAAGCUGUGUCUUCUCUAUUCGAUGCAUGCAGUGCUCAAGCAUGAGACGCUGUUGGACGCAUGGCGCAGGCGUUUGUGGCGAUGUGUUGUAUUCCACGGGAAUGUUAUCACUAGGCCACGGCUCAAGUGAGCACGCUUUAGUUCCGCAGAAGUCCAAAAUUGCAAAGGACGGAAAAGGGCUGCAUUUAUUACUACCAUCGCCACUUCGAGGUGCAUGUUUCAUGUAUGUGUAUACUGCGGCUGUAGGAAGGGGAACGUCAUGGGAGGAAAGAUCAUGAAUGAUACCAUUACUAUCUC
Messenger RNA from Cercospora beticola, 4724 nucleotides. It is a transcript of the gene DRS2, whose product is annotated as aminophospholipid-translocating P4-type ATPase DRS2. The record is from RefSeq and is a predicted model, not a curated record. Gene Ontology annotation, cellular component: plasma membrane. NCBI's taxonomy places the organism in Eukaryota, Fungi, Ascomycota, Dothideomycetes, Mycosphaerellales, Mycosphaerellaceae. Gene Ontology annotation, biological process: post-Golgi vesicle-mediated transport; phospholipid translocation; endocytic recycling. Gene Ontology annotation, molecular function: ATP binding; ATP hydrolysis activity; magnesium ion binding.